AUCAUCACAUCAUUCUCGCCAUCCCCAAACCAAAUCGCUCAUCUCUCUCCCUAAAUUCGGAGAGAAAUGAGUACGGCAAUUUCCUCACCAAUUGCAUGUUCCCGUGUUCCAUCCAAUGCCCAAAUCGUUAGAACAUCCAAUCCAUCGUCUUCUUCAAUCAUCCGYCUUAACUCCACAAAUAACCGGCAUGGGAAAGGAGCAGUAGGAAYGUUGUUGCAGAAGAAGAAGUUGGUUCUUCCAAGACAUGGUUUUAGGUGCAAUUGUAGCAGCACACCUGGUGGCCCUGCUCCUGGUGAAAAUGAAAGCAAACAGGUUCUGGAUGCAUUUUUCUUGGGGAAGGCUUUUGCAGAAGCGCUGAAUGAACGUAUUGAGUCUACUGUGGGGGAGUUCUUGAGUACAGUUGGCCGGUUGCAAGCCGAACAACAAAAACAAGUACAGGAGUUUCAGGAUGAAGUGCUAGAAAGGGCUAAAAAGGCGAAAGAGAAAGCAGCACGCGAAGCCAUGGAAGCACAAGGACUUGUUYCCAAGUCGGCUUCAUCAAGUAUAAUUUCGUCACCAACGGCUAAUAAAACUACAAAUGGUUCUGGAACAGAACCUGCAGCCGUUGAUGAACCGACGGUUUCACCAUCUUCAUCAAGCUCGGGUUCUGAUCGUAACGGCAGCACAGAUCCACUUUUGGGAAUACAGAUAGAUGAUUAAGUGAAGGAAUAUAUGUCAUCUACUAAAGAUGGUUGAGUAAAAAUGGUUAAUAGUUUAGGCUCAUUGUGGAAGAAAUGAGUUGGUAUAUUGAUAUGAUGUUAUAUAUGGACAUGUUAAAAUGAAAGAAAGAUGUGAAUGAGCAAGAGAUUUUUGGAUUA
Cynara cardunculus var. scolymus (artichoke) is the source of this 857-nucleotide messenger RNA. RefSeq lists its product as uncharacterized. Lineage: Eukaryota; Viridiplantae; Streptophyta; Magnoliopsida; Asterales; Asteraceae. Gene Ontology annotation, cellular component: chloroplast thylakoid membrane. The record is from RefSeq and is a predicted model, not a curated record. The transcript is spliced from 3 exons. Gene Ontology annotation, biological process: thylakoid membrane organization. The coding region runs from base 67 to 699 and encodes 210 amino acids.